This is a messenger RNA of Setaria italica (foxtail millet), 1045 nucleotides long. RefSeq lists its product as uncharacterized. Lineage: Eukaryota; Viridiplantae; Streptophyta; Magnoliopsida; Poales; Poaceae. The transcript has a single exon. The record is from RefSeq and is a predicted model, not a curated record. The coding region runs from base 316 to 687 and encodes 123 amino acids.
CACCCUCCCCUCCCACUCCAACCAUCUCCCCUUGCCUUCUCUUCCCCCUCCCUCUCUCCGACCAGCGAGCGCAGCCAAAACGCCUCGUCUCCUCGCCGCCGCGCCACCCUCUAUUAAUUCUCCUCCUGCACGUCCCCUGCUCCGCACAUCGCAUCGCAAGCUCCUGCUCUCCUCCUUCCCGCGCCACCGUAGCAUCUUCUUGCGGCGCGCCCUUCGUUUCUUCAAGUUCUUGCGCCGAGGCAGAGCAGAGCCGAGCCAGGCGCCGGGGAGAGCAGCAGCCGAGGAAGAGCCGGCGUUCCAGUGCCGCGGCCAGCCAUGUCCGUGCGCGUGGCGUCGGUGCCGGCGGGGAGGGCGGCGGGCGUGGCGCCGUGGCCGUACCUGGAGUACAUGGCGCGUUGGGAGCGGCAGGUGGAGCGGCGGCAGCUCUUCCUCCGGAGCUACCACUUCUCCCGCGACGCCGACGUCCCGCGCUCGCCGCGCGCGCGCGCCAGGCGCGUGGUCUGGGCGGGGCUCAGGCGCCUGCGCCGCGCCGCGGCCACGGGGCUCCGCCGCCUCCGCGCGCGCCUCCGCCUCUGCUUCGGCUGGGCCACGCGCCGCCGGACACGCCGCUCCAGCAACUUCCGCUACGGCCGCCUCUCCGGCGCCGGCAAGGCCAGGACGGCGGCCGCGUCCGUCUGCUUCUGGUAGUGCGCCGGCGGGGCAGAGGCAGAGGCAGGGCAGGAUCGAGGUAGAAGCAUUCUUUGCUUCGCUAGGUUGGCGUGUCAACCGAGAGAAGAAGCUUACUUACUCCUAGACAAGGAUUAGCCGCUGCAUGUUAACUUCUAUUCGAUGGAGUGCUUGCUGUUAAUUAGCAGUAGUGCCUAAUUAGAGAGGAUAAAGAGUGUUAAUUAAGGGUGUUCAUUUUUUUGUGUUCGUUUUUUUUUCCUUUCAUUUUUCAUCGCCACUCGCUCCUUGUCCAAAAUAUAUUCUCCUGUCCACUUCUCUUUCUCCAUCAAUGAAUUGUGUAUUUUGCUCAAAUAAGUUUCUCUGCAUGUGUUCUUCUGUC